GAGAAGUUGUAUUUUUACACCUUGGUAACUCGGUGGUUGGUACAGUGUGACCUGUAUCAGUCCGGGAAUCGAUCCCUGAUCAGGUUUACCCCGGGCUGCUUCCACUCGCCUGCGCCUCUACGUUUGUUUUGACGUUGGGGAGAAAGAUGCUGCGCGGGAGGGCGGCUGUGAGCCGGUCUUUGAGGGGGUUCAAAACGUUCCCUCGGGCAGCGGUGGAGGUGAAGAACGAGCCGAUCCUCGGGUUCGCAGAGGGCAGCGCCGAAAGAAAAGCGCUGCUGAAGGCCCUGGCCGGUCUGAAGGGGACGACGGAGGAGAUCCCGUGCGUGGUCGGAGACGAACACGUGUGGACCAAGGACGUCAGAUAUCAGCUUUCUCCGUUCAAUCACUCCCAUAAAGUGGCAAAGUUCUGCUAUGCUGACAAGGCGCUGAUCAACAGAGCCAUCCUGGCGUCCGUGGCGGCGAGGAGAGAGUGGGACCUGAAGCCCGUCCAGGACCGAGCCCAGGUCCUCUUCAAGGCCGCCGACGUCAUCAGCGGACCCAAGAGAGCAGAGGUGCUCGCCAAGACCAUGAUCGGCCAGGGUAAGACGGUGGUGCAGGCGGAGAUCGACGCCGCUGCGGAGCUCAUCGACUUCUUCAGAUUUAACGCCAAACACGCCGUGGAGCUGCAGGACCAGCAGCCGCUGGACGCCGAGGGCAGCACCAACACCAUGCUGUACCGAGGCCUGGAGGGCUUUGUAGCGGCCGUGGCCCCUUUUAACUUCACUGCUAUUGGUGGAAACCUGGCGGGAACGCCAGCUCUGAUGGGUAACGUGGUGCUGUGGAAGCCCAGCGACACCGCCAUGUCCGCCAGCUACGCCGUCUACAAGGUGCUGAGGGAGUGCGGCCUGCCGCCCAACAUCGUCCAGUUCCUCCCGGCGGACGGCCCCGUGUUCGGAGACGCAAUCACGUCCUCUGAGCACCUGGCGGGCGUCAACUUCACCGGCAGCGUCCCGACAUUCAGGCAUCUCUGGAAGCAGGUCGCUCAGAACCUGGACUCCUACAGGAACUUCCCUCGCCUGGCAGGAGAGUGCGGCGGGAAGAACUUCCACUUCGUGCACACGUCGGCGCAUGUGGAGAGCGUGGUGAAGGGAACCGUCCGCUCGGCCUUCGAGUACGGAGGUCAGAAGUGUUCGGCCUGCUCCAGGAUGUACGUACCGGACAGCUUGUGGCCGCAGAUCAGGGAUCAGCUGCUGGACAUCCACCGGCAGCUCAAAGUGGGAGACCCCGUCGAAGACUUCAGCACCUUCUUCUCGGCCGUGAUCGACAACAAGUCGUUUGCUCGGAUUAAGAAGUGGCUCGACCGCGCCAAGGCCUCCUCCACUCUGAAAGUCCUCGCCGGCGGUAACUAUGACGACAGCAAGGGUUACUUUGUGGAGCCGACCAUCAUCGAGACCACGGACCCGCGGGACGCCAUCAUGAGCGAGGAGAUCUUCGGUCCUGUUCUCGCGGUUUAUGUGUAUCCGGAGAAGAACUACAAAGAGGUGCUGCAGCUGAUUGACAGCACGUCCCCCUACGCUCUGACAGGAGCCGUGUUCGCUCAGGACAAGAAUGUGAUCGACGAGGCCGCUAAAGUCUUGAGAAACGCUGCGGGGAACUACUACGUCAACGAUAAAUCCACCGGAUCCAUCGUCGCUCAGCAGCCGUUCGGGGGCGCCAGAGCUUCAGGAACCAACGACAAACCCGGAGGUCAACACUACGUCCUGAGGUGGACGUCUCCGCAGGUGGUGAAGCAGACCUACGCCCCCCUCACAGACUGGAAGUACCCCUACAUGGGCUGAGUGGGCGGGGCCGGUCUGAGGCCCCUCCCCCACAACAACAAGGGGACUUCCUGUGAGACGCGUGGAGCGGAUUGAACAACAGAGUGUCUGAGGAGUCUUCGUCCGUCCAUCCGGAGCUCCUGCUUUGUUGGUUAAUUGCCGUCCAAUGAUGUUUGUGAGACAAAGUGUCUCCUCAUGAAUACACAUAUUUGCCCAACGCAAAUUUGUGUUUUACUAAUUUAAAAUCAUAUUUUUGCUGAUGGAUAAAUAAUAAUCCAUCUUUUGAAUUAUAAAUACUAUAAAUGAUUUACUUUUCUACCAAAACAAACCAGAUGUCUUUGUGUUGAACUGUUGGUCCAAAACAUUUGAAAAUCGAAUAAUUGAACUCUUGAUAAUUAGAAUCUAGAUAACUGUUGCAUCCCCAAUGACAUUUAGGUCACUAACUGAACAUAACAGGUUUUACUUUGUUGUGUCUCAUAUUUGUUGCUGUAAUCUAACUAAUGUUAGCGGGUGGGAAACACUUUGUUUGUCCAACUUUUGUUUGUUUGAUUUUUGUGCUGCAGCCAAAUGUGACAACGAGUCAACAAGCUGGAUCAUUAAAGAAAUGUUCAAUUUAAUUCAACAGCUGAGGAAGUGUCUUAGAAGAUUUAAUGCAGAUGACUUACAUAUAUAUAUAUAAGCUGCUGUGAUUUUCACUGUUACAUGAAAUGUCACUUUGCACUUUUACAGUGCUGAAAAAGUUUUCAAUUUAAUGGUUUGUCUUUUAUCAAACUAUGAAUAAAAAAAGAUUGUCCAGAAUAAUUCUAUUAACAGAACGCGCCUGCCUUCGAAAAAGUGAAAUGGGAUAGUUAGUUUUAACAAUAAAUAUGAAAUUACUA
Molecule: messenger RNA, 2674 nt
Organism: Gasterosteus aculeatus aculeatus (three-spined stickleback)
Lineage: Eukaryota; Metazoa; Chordata; Actinopteri; Perciformes; Gasterosteidae
Gene: aldh4a1
Product: aldehyde dehydrogenase 4 family, member A1
Molecular function (GO): L-glutamate gamma-semialdehyde dehydrogenase (NAD+) activity
Source: RefSeq, a predicted model, not a curated record